UUUCUCGAUCAAAAACCCCCAGCUUACUAGGGUUUUGUUUGACUCUCUCAAAUCGGAAGUUUUGAAACUAUGACGACGGAGCUAGUAACGCCGGGAGAUGUAAUCGGGAAAGCAACCGAGUUUAAAGCCGGAAAAGGAGCUUAUGUUAACGACACCACCAUCUACGCUUCUCUCACAGGAACUCGUCGGAUUGUUUCUCCUCUUCCCGAAUCACUUGACCAGAGAGCUAUUGUGGAAGUUACGGGUCACAAGGCGCAUGGUCCAAUUCCGGGGACGGGUUCUGUUGUCAUAGCAAGAGUGACUAAAGUUAUGGCUCGGAUGGCUGCUGUUAAUAUCAUGUGUGUUGGUUCAAAGGCCGUUCGUGAAAAUUUUGCCGGCGUAAUCAGGCAACAAGAUGUUAGAGCAACAGAGAUUGAUAAAGUUGACAUGCAUCAGUCUUUUCGUGCAGGUGACAUUGUUAGAGCUAUGGUUCUGUCUCUUGGUGAUGCACGGGCUUACUAUUUGUCAACUGCUAAGAAUGAACUUGGUGUGGUCUCAGCAGAAAGUGCUGCAGGCGAAACAAUGGUUCCAAUAAGUUGGACAGAGAUGCAGUGCCCCUUGUCAGGCCAAACGGAGCAGAGAAAAGUUGCCAAGGUGGAUAUGGGUGCUUUCUGUUGUUGCUUUCAAGUUGAUCUCUUUGAGAGUUAUGUCAAUCCAAACACUUCAAUGACUAGAAACUGUCCUUGCCUAAAUUGCUUCCUCCAGAGUUUCAUGGAUUUGUAUGCGUCAUUGUUUAAUAGAGGGGGCAUGCAUCCAAUACCUUCAACUGUUGAGACUGCUACAGUGAUGAAUUCAACAACUGCACUCGAUGACUCUCUAUCUAGUGUGUAUCAUUCUCCUCCAACACCAUUGCCUUACGAUGCUGAUCCUAGGUACUUUCGUUUUGUUAAGGGCUCUGGCCAUUCAGGUGAAGAAUCAGAACCAUUAAGAGGUGAUACUGAAAUGAGUUCUGAAGCUUUGGGUGGUGGUGGAGCCAAAUGGAGUAAGUCUGAUUGCGAAGAUGGUUCGAAAGAAGCAUAUUCAAAAGGUUCAUCAACCAUUGCAAAGUCGAAAACAAUGCCGGGGAUUGAAAGUUAUUAUGCAGAAUCGGAUGAUGAAGAUAUUUGUCCAACCUGCCUUGAUGAUUACACUCCGGAGAAUCCAAAGAUAAUCACCAAGUGUUCUCACCAUUUCCACCUUAGCUGUAUUUAUGAAUGGAUGGAGAGAAGUGAAACUUGCCCCGUCUGUGGAAAGGUGAUGGCAUUUGAUGAAAAUGAAACUUCUUAGCAUUGUAAUAAAGACUUGCUCAAAGAACAUAAAGGAGAGUUGAGUCUUGCUCAAUAGAAUAAACAGAGAGAAAUCACCUGUACAUAAAACUUCUGUGAAUAUCCAGAUGCCUUUUAACAGUAAAUAUGUGACGUCUCU
Messenger RNA from Arabidopsis arenosa, 1443 nucleotides. The record is from the annotation of a GenBank genome assembly. Lineage: Eukaryota; Viridiplantae; Streptophyta; Magnoliopsida; Brassicales; Brassicaceae.